GCAGUUUAUUGAUAUUACGAAUCAAAAUCAGGGGUAAUAUGAUUGACGAUUAUUUUUCUAUUCAAGUAUUUCUCAUUGUUCUCAGGGAAACACUAGAGUCUGCAAUUAUCAUUUCAGUUCUUCUUGCAUUUGUCCACCAGAAUUUUUCUCAGGAAUCCCAAAAAAAGAAUGAACUGAGCUAUAGGAGUAUUGAGUCAGUAGAAUCUAAUGUUGAUAUUAUAGACCAAGAAGAAGCUGUCAACUCCCCAGGCACUAACGCUGAUGUAGAUAGAUUUUUAAAAGUUCAGAUUUGGUUAGGAGGCUUACUUGGAUUAGUUUCUUGUCUUGUACUUGGUGCAGGUAUUUUAUGGGUUUUCUACGUACUUGGAAAUGACUUGUGGUCAGUAACAGAGCAUUACUGGGAGGGUACAUUUUCAAUCAUAGCUAGUAUCAUUAUUUCCGUUAUGGGAGUUAAAAUUUUGAGAGUGAAUAGAAUGCAAGAAAAAUGGAAAAAGAAGCUUCUUGCUGCAAUCUAUAGUUCUAAUUAUUUAGGGAACCCUAACACAAAUGCUACAAAAGCCACAUCCAAAUAUUCUAUUUGGAGCGAAAAAUAUUUUAUGUUCGUCUUGCCAUUUGUAACCACGUUACGUGAGGGUAUGGAGGCUAUUGUAUUCAUCGGAGGAAUUGGAAUCAAUGAAAAUACUUCAAUUUGGGCAAUUUUGAAUGCUUUGAUUCUGGCAAUGCUUCUCGGUUCAUUCAUCGGCUUUUUACUUUAUAGACUGGGGAAUUCUCUUUCAUUACAAUGGUUCCUUGUUUCCUCUUCACUUUUACUCUACUUAGUUGCUGCCGGUCUCUUUUCGAAAGGUGUGUGGAAUUUUGAACUUCAAAGAUUUAUUGACUUGUGUGAUGGAUUUGACGUCAGUGAAACCGGCAAUGGACCGGGAUCUUAUGAUAUAACUAAUAGUAUCUGGCAUGUUAAUUGUUGCAACGGUGAAAUCCAAGAAGAUGGGGCUUUUUGGAUGAUAUUUACCGCCGUUUUAGGAUGGACGAAUAGUGCUACUUAUGGUAGUGUUUUAGCCUAUAAUUUCUAUUGGAUUGCUAUCAUGUUGGCAUUUGGACUGUUAAUUUACGAAGAAAAAUAUGGUAAACUUCCGAUUCCUGAAUCAUGGCAACAAAAUCGUAUAAAGAAGAGAUCUGCAUAUUCUGCAUUAGCUGCGGAACCGAGUCAGUCCUCUGUAGUUGAACCGAGGGAUAGCGUCAGCUCAUUAUCGCCUUUACAGGGAUAGAUUCACAUGCAUUGUUUAA
Messenger RNA from [Candida] anglica, 1284 nucleotides. Lineage: Eukaryota; Fungi; Ascomycota; Pichiomycetes; Serinales; Debaryomycetaceae. The record is from the annotation of a GenBank genome assembly.